UAGGAGCGCGUGUGCGAGUGAGCGAGCGGAGAAAAACUGGCCGGUGUGAGAGAGAGGAGAGAGGCGGCGGAGGGAAGUGGACGAACCGGCUGGCUGCAGCUGUUGGAUAUUUUUCCCACCGUGUCUUCAGAGCGAAAAAAAGGACAGAGAGAGCUUUAAAGCGUAUUCCUAGAUGGCUGCUGUCCACAAGUUAGCAGUCAGAAUCGGUCCAGGGUCGCUGCACGAGAGACCGUAGGGAUGCUUGCACCUCUGCAUGCGUAGUUUCCAGAUUCCUCUGUCGCUGUGGACUUGCCAGUUUGGUUGAGUUUUCCUGAGGAAGGAAGAUUUUUUUUAAACAGAAAAUGACAGAAAUAAGCGAAAAGGAGAACGAACCUCAAAACCGGGACCUUCACCGACCACAGGCUACUGUGCCUAGUCAACAAGAAUCAAAGCUGCAGCGGCUGAAACGCUCCCUCUCCUUCAAAUCGGUCAUACGCAGCAAGAGUGUGGACAACUUUUUCCAGCGCAGCAACGGUGAAUCACAGCCACCUUUAUGCCUAACUGCCACAUUGGCACCACCGGCAUCUCCUCCCCCCAUGUCUGAGUCCCCCCUGGCCUAUGAACACUCUCCCUCUCUCUCUCCAUCUAUCAGUCCUAACCCUUCGUUGUCAUCACACUCCCCGUCUGUCAGUCCUUCAAUAUAUGGGACUUCCAAGAUCCAGCCAAAGUGUCAGGCCCAGCCAGUGCAGCCAGUCAAGACCCACUGUUUCCAGGAGCAUGUCUUCCGUAGGCCUACCAGCUGCCAGCGAUGCAAACAUACAAUCCAAGGAAACUCCAAGCAGGGCCUACGUUGUAAAUCUUGCAAGAUGGCCACCCACCUCUGGUGCUCCUCCGAGCUCUCCCAGCAGCCCUGUAAUGGCAAGACAGGAGCUUUUAAAAGAAACUUCAGCUCUCCUCUUCUUACCAUUGAUCCACUGGGUGUGGUUAGAGAGGCUCCUGCUGCGCAGGAAGCAGAUAAUAGCACUGUUGAUCCUGUGUAUGAGGCCUUGCGCUACGGAAUGACACUGGCUCAGUUGAGUCAAUCCAGCUUCAGCAGUAUCUCAGAAUCACCCUGUCAUGAGGAAGAAAAACUGCAAGACAAACUAGAAAACCAGCCUAUAGCUGAAGAGGAUCACAUCCCAGGAAUGCUCACCCCUCCUGAAAGCGAGAAGGCUGAUUCAGAAGAACGGGUCAGUCUAAAGACUCCAAAACGAGUGGAGGUUCGCUCUAUUCACACCUAUGUGGCGCUCUACAAGUUUCUGCCUCAGGAGAAGAACGAUUUGGAGCUGCAGCCUGGUGACAGAAUUCAAGUGACAGAUGAUUCCAAUGAAGACUGGUGGAAGGGGAAAAGCAGAAACAAGGUGGGAUUUUUUCCGGCCAACUUUGUGCAGCGUAUCCGCCCUGGUGAGAGGGUGUGGAAGGUCACUACUGGUUUCCACGGCAACCGAGACAAAGGCCAGAUGACUGUGAAAGAGUCCCAGAUCUGUAUCGGGAAGAACGAGGAGAUUGACGGCUUCCUCCGGCUGAGCAGCGGGAAGAAGAGGGGCCUGGUUCCUGUGAAGUGUCUGCUAGAAAUAUGACGGUGCUGCUUUCGCCUUGACCCUCAUUUUGUUACAGUGAUGGAGGAAUACUCAGGAGUGUUUAGCCAACACCUCACUGACCACCAACCACCCGCCUCCAUCUCAAAAAUGUGGCAGUGAAAGCAGUGUGAGUGGAAGAUAACUCACAACUUUGCUUUUUACCGCAGUUUAAGACCUAAAGGAUGCAGGGGCUUCCUUGCAAUUAUUUAGAGCUACUUUUCUUGUAGCACAGCUUUCCUUUUUUAUACCCUCACAAAUGAAAUGUAGCAUUAUGUGGAAGAGGAUAAGUGUGCAGGAAGUCUGGCUACCUCAAUAGCCAUCUCCAUUGGCCAUCUGUUUGUGAGAAAGAAGAGAGGACUUUUUAAUUAUGAUGUCGAGGCUUGUCCAAGCCUAAAGAGACAUUGUAAGCAAACUGUCUUAAUGUCAUUGUUUUUGUAGAGGAAACGAGACAUUGUGAAAGUUUGUAGCUGUUUAUUGUGGUGCGUUGUGCAAACACACUGUCUGGCUGUUUGUUUGAAACCCUGUUAAACCGCCUGGAUUUGAUAGAUUUAGCUGAGAAUUUAAACCAUAUUUGGAUGUCCACACUGCAGCUCUAUAUGAGCACAUUUUACAUCAUGAUAUGGAUAUGUGUCACUUCUGCUCCGAGUAGAAAAAGAUUCAGGUAUUACAUAAUAUAUAAAAGUAA
Molecule: messenger RNA, 2283 nt
Organism: Haplochromis burtoni (Burton's mouthbrooder)
Lineage: Eukaryota; Metazoa; Chordata; Actinopteri; Cichliformes; Cichlidae
Product: SH3 and cysteine-rich domain-containing protein 2
Exons: 11
Coding region: 342-1598 (418 amino acids)
Biological process (GO): positive regulation of voltage-gated calcium channel activity; skeletal muscle contraction; positive regulation of protein localization to plasma membrane
Cellular component (GO): extrinsic component of cytoplasmic side of plasma membrane
Molecular function (GO): protein binding
Source: RefSeq, a predicted model, not a curated record